Messenger RNA from Eremothecium sinecaudum, 732 nucleotides. It is a transcript of the gene RPS3, whose product is annotated as 40S ribosomal protein uS3. NCBI's taxonomy places the organism in Eukaryota, Fungi, Ascomycota, Saccharomycetes, Saccharomycetales, Saccharomycetaceae. Gene Ontology annotation, molecular function: RNA binding; structural constituent of ribosome. Gene Ontology annotation, cellular component: cytosolic small ribosomal subunit; nucleus. Bases 1 to 732 code for a protein of 243 amino acids. The transcript has a single exon. Gene Ontology annotation, biological process: translation. The record is from RefSeq and is a predicted model, not a curated record.
AUGGUUACUGUUAUUUCCAAGAAGCGUAAGCUUGUCGCUGACGGUGUUUUCUACGCCGAAUUGAACGAAUUCUUCACCAGAGAGUUGGCUGAGGAAGGUUACUCUGGUGUCGAAGUCAGAGUUACCCCAACCACCACUGAAGUUAUCAUCAGAGCCACCAGAACUCAAGACGUUUUGGGUGAAAAUGGUAGAAGAAUCAACGAAUUGACCUUGUUGGUUCAAAAGAGAUUCAAGUACCAACCAGGUACUAUUGUCUUGUUCGCUGAGAGAGUCCAAGACCGUGGUUUGUCCGCUGUUGCUCAAGCUGAAUCCUUGAAGUUCAAAUUGUUGAACGGUUUGGCUAUCAGAAGAGCCGCUUACGGUGUUGUUAGAUACGUUAUGGAAUCCGGUGCCAAGGGUUGUGAAGUCGUUAUCUCUGGUAAGUUGAGAGCUGCUAGAGCUAAGUCCAUGAAGUUCGCUGACGGUUUCUUGAUCCACUCUGGUCAACCAGUCAACGACUUCAUCGACACUGCUACAAGACACGUCUUGUUGAGACAAGGUGUUCUAGGUAUCAAGGUUAAGAUUAUGAAGGACCCAUCUAAGAGCAGAACCGGUCCAAAGUCCUUGCCUGAUGCUGUUGAAAUCUUGGAGCCAAAGGAUGAAGAGCCAGUUUUGAAGCCAUCUGUUAAGGAUUACAGACCAAAACCUGCUCAAGCUCAACCAGAAGAGGUCCAAGUUGCUGAAGGUGCUUAA